Molecule: messenger RNA, 6053 nt
Organism: Astyanax mexicanus (Mexican tetra)
Lineage: Eukaryota; Metazoa; Chordata; Actinopteri; Characiformes; Acestrorhamphidae
Gene: cttnbp2nlb
Product: CTTNBP2 N-terminal like b
Exons: 6
Coding region: 108-1895 (595 amino acids)
Source: RefSeq, a predicted model, not a curated record
CGCGUGUCGCGCAGGGGAUGAGUGCUGGAGGCGCAGUGGAUAAGCGGACAGUGAGGCGCUGAGAGGGAGCGCGCGCGGGGCGGAUUGAUGAGACAGUACCGGAGCGCAUGAAGGCUGGCAGGAUGAAUGUGGAGACUUUGAGUAAAGCAGAGCUGCUGAUGCUGCUCAGCAUCCUGGAGGGAGAACUGGAGGCUCAGGACCUCGUCAUACACACACUCAGGGCUCAGCACCGGGAUGCGUUUGUGCAGGAGCGCUACGGGCAGUAUGACCUCAGUGACCCCUUCCUGGCGCUGCAGCGGGACAGUGAGGUCCUGCAGGGUCGAGAGCGGGCUCAGCCUCAGGACCACAGUCACAGCCUCCGGACCCAGGUCAGCCCCAACCCGCUGGCCGUGCUGAAGCUGGUGAUGACCCACUGUAAGCGCAUGCAGGAGAAGAUGAUGGCACAGCUGGCCACCGCCGAGCGCAGACACAGACGGGUCAUUGCUGAUCUGGAGGAAGAGAAACGGCGCCAUGCCCAGGAUACAGCGGAAGGUGAUGAUGUGACGUACAUGCUGGAGAAGGAAAGAGAGAGACUAUUGCAGCAGUUGGAGUUUGAGAAGUCCCGGGCCGACCGCCUAGAGCAAGAUCAGCAAGCCGCAUCCGGUCAGGCGCAGGAGGACCUGGCCCAACAGCAGCAGAUCUCUUCAGCCCUGGCGAAAGAGUGCCAGCGUGCCAGUGCCCGUGCCCAGGAGGAGAGCCAGCGCGUGGCCCAGCUGUGUGAGCAGCUGGAGGAAGAACGCAGUGCUGCUCAGGCCCUGCGGGUGGAGCUGGAGGCAGAACGAGCCCGCGCCCUGCGGACAGAAGCUCGGGCGGAGCGGCAGCUGGCGGAAUUCGACACAGAGCAGGAGCAGCUGAAGCUGAAACUUCGUAAAGAGGAGAAGCGAGGCAAGGAACUUCAGGAGCUGAUUGAGAGCCUGAGGAAAGAGCUAGAGGAGAUAAAAGAGAGGGAGAAAGAAUCGCAAAAGAGAGCAAAAGAAGAGGAUGCAGAGGAGGUGAAGAAGGUCAAGGAAGCUCCAGCUAAAGAAGGUUUGACGUCCACCGCCUGCCAGACCGAAGUGGAUGGUAAAGCAGCCACUAUGGAGCCAAUUCAGAGACCCAGGCUCAACGGAUACCUGCUGCGUAAGGAGAGCGAGUCUUCCCUGGAUGACAAGACACUGGAAAACGGAGGGCUGGAGAACGGAGGAGGAACGCUGGGCUCUCCCGUCCAGCCUCACCAGUCGCUGUCCCCCAGUGGAACGGCCUGCUCCUCCCUAUCCUCCUCGCCCUGCUCCUCUCCAGUUCUGGCAAAGCGACUGGCCUCGCUGGGCUCCUGCAGCCCCACCUACCCCUCGUCCUACCAGGCCAGCGUCAACCAGCGCUUCCACGCCGCCCGCCACAAGUUCCAGCAGCAGGCUGAACAGGAGCAGCAGCAGCAGCACCAUCAGCCUCACUCGCCCAGGGACCUUUCACCCACCACAACGCCUCCACCUCCACCCGAGAACUCCACAGCCAAGCAGAUCGCCCGCAACACCGUCACACAGGUGCUGUCACGUUUCACCAGCCAGCAGGCAGCCAGUAAACCCCCGACUCCCAACAGCUCACCAUUCGGCACAGACUACCGCACCCUGGCAGCCUCUUCGUCUUCUCCCACAGGGAAAGGGCCAGGCCCCCUGUCGCCGGGUAUCCGAUCGCCAGUCAUCCCCAGGAGCCACCCGCCACCCGUACCCCCGAAGAAGCCUGGGAUAAACCAGUCGCCUGGAUCCCCCAUUUCCUCCAGUCGAACCAGCCACUUCCCAGAGCUGUCUGGCAGCUGCGGCCUCACCAGCACACAAGAGGGCGCUAAAGAGCUGGAUCUGGUUGUGUCCUCGUCUAGCUAACCACUAUCUACUAACCACAUCAAUUACAAAGGGGCAUAAAUCACACAUUGGGCACACUGGGAACGUUGUGGCAUUCAGCACAGGAGAGAUUACAGAGAUUACAAAGCUACGAAGCUACAAAUUACUGAACAGGUGAUGAAAAGUUGAAGCUGCCACUUCUGCCACUGGCUGUACUCGGCAAUCUCCAAAAUGGAAAUCAUUAACAGGGUUGUAGAACAGACAGUUUAUGGACAUCUGGAGACUCACGUCCACCACUAUACUCUUGUGGGACUGUCACAUUCCAAGAUGUGGAAUUUCAGGGGUUGGACAAUGAAACACCUGUCAUUUUAGUGUGGGAGGUUUCAUGGCUAAAUUGGAGCAGCCUGGUGGCCAAUCUUCAUUAAUUGCGCAUUGCACCAGUAAGAGCAGAGUGUGAAGUUUCAAUUAGCAGGGUAAGAGCACAGUUCUGCUCAAAAUAUUGCAAUGAACACAACAUUAUUGGUGACAUACCAGAGUUCAAAAGAGGACAAAUUGUUGGUGCACGUCUUGCUGGAGCAUCUGUGACCAAGACAGCAAGUCUUUGUGAUGCAUCAAGAGCCACAGUAUCCAGGGUAAUUUCAGCAUACCACCAAGAAGAACCAACCACAUCCAACAGGAUUAACUGUGGACGCUGUAAGAGGAAGCUGUCUGAAAGGGAUGUUCGGGUGCUAACCCGGAUUGUAUCCAAAAAACAUAAAACCACGGCUGAUCAAAUCACGCAGAAUUCAAUGUGCACCUCAACUCCCCUGUUUCCACCAGAACUGUCCGUCACCACAAUAAAUCAUUGGGGUCUAAAACCAGGUGUUUCAGUUUCAAUGUCCAACACCUGAAUUUUUACUUUUUCUUUGAAUAUUACUGUUUUGUUUUAACAUAAAUAUAUUAUUUACUUUGAGAUUUACUUUUAUUUAUCCCUAAAUGAUAUUAUUUAGCAUUUUAGUGCCAUGCUUGUCUUGCAUGGAUAUAUUAAAAAAACAAAUAAUAAAUAGAUUUUAUGAACUGAUGGUUUUAAACUGAGCAGCAAUAACUGAUGCCUCAUUCUCAGGUAACUGAUCAACUAAAUAAGUCAACGAGAUGAAUACAUGGUAAAUCAUACAGAUCAUAAAAAACAACAGUUACAGUAGAACGUGACUAGAACGGUUUUAGAAUUUCAUUCCAUCAUUUUUAGCGGCUCAUUUGAGUCAUUUGACACAAUAAAUUUUCCUAAAUGAUAUGGGCUAUCUGAGCAAUUGUAACAUCCACUGGUGUGAACUCAGAUCUAGCUUAUUUUUGGACUAUUUUAUCCCACAUAUGAAUUCUAGGAUAGAAUAUUAAAAGGAAUUAAAAGCACACAUUAAAAACUUAUAAGCACAUUAAGGAAUCAAACCCCUGUACCACAGUUAGUGGUUCAGGAGCUCUGAUUUCUGAGUAAAAACUUGAAAAAGACUAAAUGCAGGGGGUUGCAAGUUCUGUUUAAUUAUUUAAGUAAUUGAGUUGAACCACUAUGCAAAUUCAGAUUGCGUCCACACAUUACAUUAUAUUAUGAAUGAAAGGCCAUUCUACAAAAAAACAUUUAUUAUCGAUCAUUGGUGCUCUACUGGCUUCAUAUUGGCUCACAACCGGAACAAAAAAAACAGAUUAAAAAUGAUGAUCUGAAAGUUAUCAAACGCCAUUGUUACCCUAAUAAUGAGGUUAUUUUAAGAAACUGAAACCAAUUUGAACACUAAUAAAUGUGGCUUUUUAUGUUUUGGAAGUGUUAUCUUCCUUCUGAUUGGCCCACUAAACUUAAGUCAAAGUAAUACAUUGAUGGAUUUUGUGCAUAAUGACAUUAGCUGCUACUAGCUUAGCCAAAUUAAUCAUAUUCAUUUGCCAAAAGGCCUUGAGGUUGCAUUCAUUAAAAUGACUAGACUUAAUCUGCAUACUGAACAUUAUUUCAGUCUACAGAUUUCUUGGUUAUCUUAUGUAGGAUGUGAUGCAAAACUGCUGGAGAAUCAAGGAGAUACAUUUUAGAUUUGAGGACAUCGCCCUCUAGUGUCAGCAUGGUGAAAUGACCUCCAUUUCCCAGCGUUUCCAUAAUUCCAGUGAACUACAGUGUUCCUCAGGCCUGGUGCUGAAAGAACCCUGCCCUGCGCAUUUUAGUGGAUUCCCUGAUUUAACAAAGUGUUGGGAGAUAAGAAGGCAAUAUACUUGUGCAUCUCAAAAAAAUAGAAUAUCAUUGAAAAGAUAUUAAAAUCAUAUGUUAUAUAGAUGUAUUCCACACAGAGUGAUUUAUUUUAAGUCUUUAUUACUUUUAUUAUUGAUGAUUUUAUGGCUUACAGCCAAUGAAAACCCAAAAAUCAGUGUCAAUCAGUGAAAAUUUUAAUAUUAUAUUAUAAGACCAAUUUGGUACUUUUGGCAGUGUGGGCAGUGAGUGUUGAUCCACUGUGUUUUAUUAUCAAGUCUAAAGUUUUUUUUCCCACAAAAUCUUACAGCACUUCAUGCUUUCCUCUGCUGACAACUUUUCUGCAGAUGCGGAUUUCAUUUUCCAGCAGGAUUUGGCACACUGCCCACACUGCCAAAAGAGAUUCAAGAUUUUUGGGUUUUAAUUGGCUGUAAUCCAUAAUCAUCAACAAUAAAAGAAAUAAACUCUUAAAAUAGAUCACUCUGUGUGUAAUACAUGUAUGUAAAGAACUGAAUUACUGAAAUAAAGUAAUGUUUCAGUGAUAUUCUACUUGUUUGAGAAGAACUUGUAUGUGCAGGGUAGGGUGCUUCCACGAUCAGGCCUAUGAUAGACAUACACUGUGCGAAAGUAUCCAGACACUUUGGGCAAUAGGACAUCCUCCUCUUACAGAAGAGGAGGAUGCAUAUUGAGGACUCUGUGUUUUAGCAACACUGCCACCUACAGACAGCAUUUAGAAGCUUGUACCUUAAAAAUUAGCACAAGAGCUAUGAGUCUUGAAUGUAGCUAACAUAUAGGGUCCUAGAACUGCAGUCAGACCAGACUCCCUACAGAUACCCAUUUCUGAUACCCGAAUCCAGGGUAUUCAGCUUGAAACAAGGCAGUGGCAGCUCGGUGGUUGCAGCACUGGGCUACUGAUGACAGGGUGACGGGUGUAAGAGCCAGGUUUGACAAGCUGCCACUGUUGGUACCAUGCUGAACACUAUAGCAAUGGAUUUUCCCAAAUCCAGAUGGGUUAUGGGUGAAUGCCACAAUUCACCUGUUUCCAACACAAGAUUGAAAUGGGUUGCCAGCACUGCACAGCACUACACACUCAGAGUGUACAAAACUGGGCACACAGCUUGUGUAACUGUCUUACACUAAAUAUGUAUUUAAAAAGUCCACCCAGAAUCUAAUUCCCCUGUAUCUAAUAAUGCAUGCUCUCUGUCUCCAUGUGCUGAGGUGAAGGUGAAAACACUGGCUUUCUGAACGCAGCAAUACUUACUGCUCAUGUGUACAGAAUAUUUUCCACAUUUCUAUUGUAAAUAUGUUUUUUUAAUGUUUUUAAUAUAUUAUUACUGUAGUUUAACACAUUCACAAGUCUUAAAGAGUUGUACGUAGUUUGGUAUUAGUAGUAGUUAGACCAAAAGAGAACGAGAGAGAGAGUAAGAGAGAGAGAUCGGCUUACUAGAAAUUAGAAUUUACGAAGACUUUACAAAAGCACAAAUAAGUUAUAAGUGUAAUUUUAUUAGCAACUAUCAUUAUUUGCAUUAUGCUUAAAAGAAUAGAGAAGAAAUAUAAACCUAUGGGUUAUUAUGGUUGUAUAUGACUGGAUUUGUGUUUUUUAAUACUGAAUGAAUGCUAUUACAUUCCAUGUUUUUUACCCAAUUCACACAAACCCUUUUAUUUUAAAGUGACUUUUUAUAGUUGUUUAUUUGAACUGAAGAUACCAAAUGUUGGGUUAGGGCUUCUUUCAUUUCUAUACAGUGGACACUUGAGUUAUUUUUUCCAGUUUGAUACCUCAGUACUGCCCUCCAUAAGAACCUAUACUGUACUCUGACUUUAUUAAACAGCUCAAACCUGAGCUAAUACUACUGUCUUAGUAUUAUUAUUAUUAUUUUUGUAAUGAUCAGUUUAUACUUAAAGUCAGAUAUUUUUACCUGAUGUUCUCGAUAUGAAUCGCUCGGCAGAGUGUAAACUCUUAUUUGGAUUUUUACUUUGGGAGCAAAUAAAUCAUUUCCAAGUUC